CGUGCGCGGUGGGCGGGACUGGGGGCGGCAAUGCACGGCCGCUGGGGUUAGCGCAUGCGCAGACGUAUCGAAGGUGCCAGAAGGAGCUGAGCGGCGGAGGCUGCUGCUACUAGAGCCCCAAGACCCUGCGCUCAGAGCUGGCCCGUCCCUGCCACGCCAUCCGGGCAUCCCGACCCCACCCGUGCCAAGGCUUCUACAGCACUGAGUCCUGCCUGUGCUGAGGUCCUUAUAGCGCUAUGGCGGUGCGGCGCCGGGUAGCACAGCCCUGGGAGGAGGAGGAGUGCCUGGAGUACUACGGGAUGCUGUCCCUGCACCGCCUCUUCGAGGUCGUGGGCUCACAGCUGAGUGCGGCCGAUGUGGCUGUGCUGGCCUUCCUGCUGGAUGAGACCAAGCCCUAUCCGCCCUCGUCACCUGCCGGCCCCGAGACGGCUCCCCUAGAGGUGCUGGCGCCACGUCGCACCCCCUACAAUGGCGUAGAGCUGCUGCUGGAGCUGGAGCACCGUGGACUUUGCCAUGAGGGCAACUUCCGGCACCUGCUGGAGCUGCUGCGGGUGCUCACACGCCAUGACUUGCUGCCCUAUGUCACCCUAAAGAGGCCGCGCACCGUGUCCCCAGAGCGGUACACGUAUGGGCCGGCCGUCUCGUCUGCCGAGCACCCAGUGGGCAGCUGCCUUGAUGCGGCCUCUGCCGACCCCCGGCAGGACCCUUGGGAGACAGGCUGUGUGUCUGGGAAGCGGAAACGUGCCAGCAGAGGCCGGACGCUGGCACGGCGCCGGGCCGGGGCCAAGCAUCCCGCUACCCCCCCGCAGGAUUCGCCAGCCCCCACCAAGGUGACCUGUGGUAGGUGUCCCGGCCUGGCCCCCUCCCCGUCCCCGCUGGCGGGGGGGGGACGCCCCCCGGGACCCCGUGCCUUGCUCACUCCAUGCAGCCAGGGCCACGCUGCCCCCUGCCCCGGCUUGCGCGCCGGUCUCCGAGCCCCUCAUCCCACGGGGUGGCUCCCCCCGACCAGCGCACAACCCGCGCAGGCCCCAGGGCGCAGGCGUCGCCACCACCGCAGCUGCUUCGCAGAUCUAGGCCUCUCCGGCGUCACCCAUGGGUCCGGUCUGUGCCCCCCUGUGUCCCCCUUGCUUCCCCGCGCUGGGGGGUGCGUGUUGCUGCUCCGCGGUUGCUGCCGUUGCUCUCUCAACCCCCCGUUUGACUUCCAGGUCAUUAAGCAAAAGUUGCCUGCUCAAGAGACGCUGCGUCUCUUGUGUGCUCUGCCGGGCCCUGGCUCGCCAAGGUAACCGCCUCCCCGUGUUGCCAUCACUUGUCUGGGGGCGCCCGGGGCUCCAUUCCCUCUUUUGCACACACACAUGUACACAUACACACACGCAUGCUCGCACACAUGCAUGUCCGGCCGGAGAGCUCCAGUGGCCCCCAGCCGGGGCGGGGGGCUGGCGGGGAAAGAUCAGGUCUUGGUGCGGGCCGACCCCCGCUGUGAUGUCGUGCCCAUUACAGUGUGCUGAAAGUUUGAACCGUGUUUCUCUCAGUCCGCAGUUCCUCUGACCUCUGGAAAAGCAAAAAGUAUCGGCCCUGGCCAGCGGCCGGUACAGAGUGUGGUAAAAAAAAAAAAAAAAAAAUGCCCAAAAACUGCAAGGACCCACCGAGAGCCUUGAAACCUGGCCUGGCGCUGCCCCCACAACCCGCCCUGCCC
This is a messenger RNA of Alligator mississippiensis (American alligator), 1693 nucleotides long. RefSeq names its product death effector domain containing 2 (gene DEDD2). Lineage: Eukaryota; Metazoa; Chordata; Crocodylia; Alligatoridae. The coding region runs from base 237 to 1283 and encodes 348 amino acids. The record is from RefSeq and is a predicted model, not a curated record. The transcript has 4 exons. Gene Ontology annotation, cellular component: nucleolus. Gene Ontology annotation, biological process: regulation of apoptotic process; extrinsic apoptotic signaling pathway via death domain receptors; apoptotic process. Gene Ontology annotation, molecular function: protein binding; DNA binding.